Messenger RNA from Tripterygium wilfordii, 2407 nucleotides. Its product is annotated as pentatricopeptide repeat-containing protein At1g71490. The transcript has a single exon. Gene Ontology annotation, molecular function: RNA binding; protein binding. The record is from RefSeq and is a predicted model, not a curated record. Gene Ontology annotation, biological process: RNA modification. Bases 73 to 2244 code for a protein of 723 amino acids. Lineage: Eukaryota; Viridiplantae; Streptophyta; Magnoliopsida; Celastrales; Celastraceae.
AGGUGAGUACAUCUUGAGUUCGUAAUCGGUAAUCCUAUGUUUGGUUGUUGACAAAAGACAGGAAAAUGGUGCAUGCCUUCUUCUGUACCUUGUUUUAUACUAAGGGGUCUGUCAAUAUCCCAAAUUCAAAAAUUCAUACCUAAAAGUUGGAAACAGAGUGUCAAACAGGUGGAACCUGAUGAAUCUAUGGUAGAGAACCUUCUGAAAUCCCUUAAAGAUUUUGCAAGCCAGGGAAAUUUAUUGAAAGCUUUCAGUGUCUUCUCUUUAAUUCAAUGCCAUGCCUCUUCUACUGCUUCGCAUCACCUUCUCUUACACCCAAUAUCUUAUGUUAUUGAAUCUUGUACUAGUUUCCGACUUUUUGCCCAAGGCAAACAGCUUCAUGGCCUCAUUGUUUCUUCGGGUUUUGAACAAAACCCGGUUAUUGUUCCAAAGCUUGUUGCUUUUUAUGCAGCCUUCAAUCACCUAGUUGAUGCACACACUAUUACUGAAAAUUCAAACAUUUUGCACCCUUUGCCUUGGAACCUGCUCAUCUCUUCCUACGUUAGAUAUGGAUGUUUUGGGGUGGCACUUUCUGCCUACAAGCAGAUGGUUAGUAAGGGGAUCAGACCGGAUAAUUUCACUUUCCCGUCUGUUCUCAAGGCCUGUGCUGAAGAAAAUGACCUUACUUUUGGAAAGGAGGUUCAUGAGUCCAUAGAUGCUAGCUGCAAUGGGUGGGACUUGUUUGUGCACAAUGCAUUGAUAUCAAUGUAUGGGAAAUCAGGCGAAGUGGUUGUUGCUCGUCAAUUGUUUGACAAAAUGCUGGAAAGGGAUGCUGUGUCUUGGAAUACUAUCAUAAGUGUUUAUGCCUCCAGAGGCAUGUGGGAGGAAGCAUUUCAAAUGUUUGAGAGAAUGCGGUCAGAGAGUGUUCACUUGAAUAUCAUAACUUGGAAUACAAUAGCAGGAGGGUGCAUGCGAACCGGAAAUUUUAAGGGAGCACUUCUGUUGCUUUCUCAGAUGAGAGCUUGUGGAAUUCAGUUAGAUCCAGUGGCAAUGGUUAAUGGUUUGGGUGCAUGUUCACACAUUGGGUCCAUCAGACAAGGGAAAGAGAUUCAUGGUUUCGCCAUUCGAAAUUUUGUUGACGGAUUUGAUAAUGUUAGAAAUGCCCUGAUCACCAUGUACUCCAGGUGCAAUGACCUUAGGCAUGCCUAUCUUAUGUUUCAACUUAUAGAAGCUAAGAGUAUCAUUACUUGGAAUUCCUUGCUUUCUGGUUAUGCCCACUUGGACAGAUCUGAGGAAGCCUCUUUCCUGUUUAGAGAAAUGUUGCUUUCUGGAUUCAAUCCAAAUUAUGUGACAAUUGCCAGCAUUCUUCCCCUCAGUGCUCGGGUGGCAAAUUUACAGCAUGGUAGAGAAUUCCAUUGUUAUAUCACAAGGCGUAUAGAAUUUGAGGACAAAUUAUUAUUAUGGAAUGCUCUUGUGGACAUGUACGCAAGAUCAGGUAAAGUUCUAGAAGCCAAAAGGGUGUUUGAUUCAAUGAGCAUAAGGGAUGAAGUUACUUAUACUUCCUUGAUUGCUGGAUAUGGGAUGCAAGGGGAAGGAGGAGCUGCUUUGAAAAUAUUUGAUAAAAUGAAAAGGUUUCAGAUCAAACCAGAUCAUAUAACUAUGGUUACAGUUCUGUCAGCUUGUAGCCAUUCAGGUUUAGUAGCUGAAGGCCAAAUGCUGUUUGAAAACAUGAUUAGGGACUAUGGCAUAUUGCCUCGUUUGGAGCAUUUUGCUUGCAUGGUUGAUCUGUUUGGGAGGGCUGGAUUGUUGCACAAAGCAAAGGACAUCCUUGUGAGGAUACCUUAUAAGCCCACCUCUGCGAUGUGGGCCACUCUACUAGGAGCUUGUCGGAUCCAUGGAAAUACUGUAAUCGGGGAAUGGGCAGCUGAGAAGUUGUUGGAGAUGAGGCCUGAAAAUUCGGGUUAUUAUGUGCUUAUUGCUAAUAUGUAUGCCGCUGCUGGUUGUUGGAACAAGCUAGCUAAGGUAAGGACUUCUAUGAGAGACGUUGGCGUCAAGAAGGUUCCUGGAUGUUCAUGGAUUGAUGUCGGCAACGGAUUUUCAUCUUUUGUGGUUGGGGACACACUCAAUCCUCAAGCACAUGAGCUUUACCCAAUAUUGGAUGGAUUGACUGAGCUAACGAAGGAUGCUGGUUAUGUUGCCAGAAAUGAUUUUGAAUCAGAUGAUGAAGGUUUUGAAGCAAUAGCAGUGUUACAACAGAAAAAAUAAAAAAAAAUACUAAUAAUCUGUUGUCCCAUCUUGAUUGAAUUUACCAUUCUUUCUUCAUGAAUAUUGAAGUUACUGUUGAACAUAGAAAUUUGAUUGCUUUGGCAUUUCAUUUUGCACGGUUAUUGUUAUUUACACUGUCAUAUCGCAAAAAGAAUUGAGAAUA